Molecule: messenger RNA, 2840 nt
Organism: Megalopta genalis
Lineage: Eukaryota; Metazoa; Arthropoda; Insecta; Hymenoptera; Halictidae
Product: protein Skeletor, isoforms B/C
Source: RefSeq, a predicted model, not a curated record
AAGUGACCCAACAGCCCCAAGGCCAGUUUCGCACCCUGCGUCGCCCAGAUCGUUCCCGUACACCUCCGUCGUCGUGCCUCUGUCCCGGUCCUCUGUCCCCGACCUCUGGCCCGAUCCUCCGACCUGCUCUCGCGAUCGCCUCCUCGUGUAUACCCCCGCGUCCGAACCCUCGUCCGACCCCCUCGCGACCCGUCGACUCGCAUCGAAUCGUUUCGAAUCGCGGCGAAUUCUCUCUCGGGUCCCUAGAGUUCCCGCGACCUCGCGAGAGUGUCUACGCCGCUGCAACCUGUGACCUCGUGUGGUUCGAAUCGCUGGGGGUAUGAUCGCCGAGCCGAGGAUACAGAAUGAGGGGUGAAGGGAGUGCAGGCGCCAGAUCGGACAUAAGUGCGCGCGUGUGGUUCGUGUGUGUAUACAUGUGCCAUCCUCCGCGUCGUCGACGGUAAGAGGAAGAGAAGAGGACUCGGGCCAACCGGAGCUGGAACCGAAAAAUGGAUGCGACGCCACUGCGACUCGUUUCCGGACUUGUCCUGCUUUUGUUCGUCUGCUCCCUGUCACACUUUUGCGAUGCGUCAAGAGGAAGCGACUACUACGGCGCGUACAUCGGGCCCCUGAACUGCUCGUCCGAUGGAAACCAGAACGUCUCGUGCAAGGGAAUCAAGGGCGUUGUCUACGGCGUGGACGACUCGACGUUCUUCAUAAAGGGCUUCACGUACGAUGGGGCCGCGAUAGACGUGUUCUUUUGGGCCAACAACGGAACUACUCCCGGCCCGAACGGUUACAUAAUCCCGUAUCCGCCGGUGGAGUUGGGCAGGGAGCCGCAGGAGCUACAAGCGUACCACAAUGCGGACAUCAUCCUGGAGUUGCCUGCCGGGAAGAAGAUACGAAACGCGAACUGGCUGAGCCUUUGGUGCAGACGAUUUGCCAUGAGCGUAAGCAGCGUGCCUAUCCCGCAGAACAUAACGAUACCGAAGGUCAGAAUGCUGGCGGAGUUCACGAGGUUGGCUCACGGACUUCGUAGCGGGAAUAUCUCCAUCCUAGAUAGCAGAACUUUCUACAUACCGAAUUUGCAUUACGACGGGGCAGGCCCGGACGCUUACUUCAUGGUCGGGAACGGCACGCAGCCCCACGCGUUCGGCGUCAAAGUGCCCAACCAGGUUCAAAGUCUGGAGAAGCUGGGACCCUAUCAAGGCCAGGACAUCGAGAUAGUCUUGCCGGAUCACUUGACCGUGUACGACAUAGACUGGCUGGCGGUGUGGUGCGUGGAGUACAGGCACAAUUUCGGGCAUGUCAUGAUCCCGAAGGACUUGGACGUUCCUCCAGCACUCGGUCAGACGAAGAUCACGCCGCAUUGGUGGUACAAUCCUACGAGCAGCACAUUGCCCCCGCUGCCGUCGUCGGACGAGCAGACCGAUUGCAUCGAGAUGCUGGACGGUCGGGUGCAGGUGCAGUGGGUGAUCAUGGGCGACGACAUACAGAUUAAGGUGUCGGGACGCAUCCGCGAGGACCAGUACAUCGCGUUCGGCCUGUCCGGCAGCGAUGACAAGCCCGAGAUGCUGGGAGGAGACGUGGUCGUGGUCGCUUACGACAACAGGACCGGCAAAUUCAUCGCCGAGGACUAUUACAUGUCCGGGUACGCGCAGUGCAACGGCCUGACCGGCGUGUGCCCCGACGAGAGAAUAGGGGGCAAGAACGACGCCGUCUACGUGCACGGCGAGAGGAAGAAUGGGAUCACCAGAGUGACCUACAGGAGACCGUUGCAAACGAACGAGCCGGAGAGGGACAGAAUGAUCCCGACCUCGGAGACGAGCGUGAUCGCGGCGAUAGGACGGCUGAACACGAGAGGAGAGGCCAACGCUCACGAUAGCUUCGACAAGACGACCGGAGAUAUUCGUAUCGAUUUCACGUCGAGGAACGUCCACAAGUGCACGAAUUCUCUCUACAACGUGCCGGACAUGUCCGAUGUUGCACCCUGGCCGCCGAUGUCGAUCACCAACGAAACUACGUUUACCGCUAGGAUAGGGCCUACCGGCGGAAAGAGGGGAUACUCGAGGAUCACCGGUCUACCUUCCUGGGGCAUCGCCUGGUACAUCAACGAUCUCCUGAUCCCCGAGCUGACCGUCGAGAGGGGAAAAAACUACACCUUCAUCGUAGAGGGCGGGAAAGAUCCGACCAACAUUGCCAGUUAUCACCCUUUCUACAUUACGGACAGUAAGGAGGGUGGUUACGACCAGAAGAGCAACACGGAAAAAACGGACCAGAAGGUGUACGCCGGGGUGAAGUUCGACGCCGAAGGCUACCCCUAUCCGACCGCGGUUGGACGUUAUUGCGAAUGGAAGCAUAAGACUAUCGACAUGAGUCUGGAGAUGGAGACGUUCGAGAACUUCUUCGAGACUCUGCAGCUGGUGUGCGAUAAGGGCGAACCGGCCGAGCUCCACUGGACCGUCGCCGAAGAUACCCCGGACGUGGUUUACUACCAGUGCUACUCGCACAGGAACAUGGGCUGGAAGAUAAAUGUAAUCGGCGGCGCGUCCACGUCGCUGCCGAUAGCAUCGAUGGUGGUCGUAUCGUUGGUUCUCGGUCUCUUGAAUCUCCUCAGAUGAAUUCAUUGACGAUCCGGAUGCGAGACAGAGUCCCGCGAGAGGAGAGGGAUGGCGAAUUGGGGGAAUUGUCGGGACGCGGGGGUGGCGAACAGAUAAGAGAAACAAAUGCGACCGGGGGAUGUUCUCGCCUGACACGCAACAACGGUGAUAACAAAUUAGCAGGAGACAACUAAGAAGAGAAAGAGACGGAUGGAAAGGAGGGAAGAAGAUAAGAAGAAAAGAAGAGAAAACACAGAAAAA